AUGGUAGCUAACCGUAUCGAUCCCUUCGUAGUGACCAAGAGUGGACCAGUUGAAGGGUUCUAUUUUGAGACCAAAAAUGGAAAUACCCAUGUGUUCCUGGGCAUUCCGUAUGCUGAACCGCCGGUGGGAGAGCUGAGAUAUGAGGUGAGGCAAGAUUAUAGGCGAAUUGGCUCAAGUAGGAUGCUCAGAUUUUGAUCAAACUUAGAACAAAUUUAGAAAAACUUUUUAUGUGAUAUAUGCAAGACUUCUAGAUGGCGUGUUUGCAGGAACGGCCUUGGUUUUUAGGUCGAAAAUUGGCAAAAAAUGUGACGUCUUUUUUGCGGAUUUUGGCAUAAAAGUUUUCUUACGUAUUUCUAAGCGUAAUACAUCCACAAAAAAAUAAAAUUUUCCGCACGAAUCUGGCAAAUUUAUGGCCAAAAAGUGUUUCUUUCUUAUCUCGGGCCCUUUUUUGUACUCUAUCAGCCACAAACAUUGCUGGAUAUCUCGGUGGCGCUUGUAAGGUACAAUCUAAAACUUUCAGGCAUCGUGCCGAUGACUGAAAGUUAUGGCCAAAGUGUGUGCAAAAUUUAAAGAAUAUUUGAGCGUCGUAUUUCGGGGUUUUUGAAGGAUUUUUCUGAAGUUGUUAUGUUGACCUUUUCCUGGCUUGGUCUCAACCCCCUUUCUCACGGUAUUUACAAUAUGAAUUUCAGCUGCCCCGUCCGCGCAAGCCCUGGACGCAACCCCUCAAAGCGAAAGAAUUUGGUGUAGCAGCGGUUCCCCAUCAUGAUUUGGGAACGAAGGUUGCCUAUGGAGAAGACUGCCUCACAAUUAAUGUGAUGUGCCCGCCAACUAGGCCAAAGACUGGUGGAUGGCCAACAGUCUUCUUCGUCCACCCGAGCGCCUACAGUGUCGGGUCGGCAAUGUGGAUGAGAUUCGAGGGAUUCUGCGAAAACAUUGUUAGUCAAGGGAUCGUGGUGGUCACUUUCCAUUAUCGACUGGGAUGGCUGGGUAAGAUAUUGGUAUUUUAAUUUUUUGGCGUAUACUAGUAUCAGACUGUCGGAAAAAUAGUGAGCGUUCUGUCGCAUCGAAAAUCGCAUCGCCGCCGAGAAAAUGAACUGCGCGGCAAAAUCAACUUCCUUUUCGCUUCGGCAACGCCACUGCAGCGACACUGCGCUCAUUAUUUUCCCGACAGGCUAAUAUUAGGUAUUACCUACGUUUUAUAUAUUCCAGGAUUUGCCUCGACCGGUGACUCUGUGAUGCCAGGCAACUACGGUCUUCACGAUCAAGCGCUAGCUCUCCGCUGGACACUCGAUAAUGUCAGCGCGUUUGGCGGAGACCCCAGCAAUCUGACCGCAUGGGAAAUGUCGACUGGCGCUGUGAGUGUUGGCCAUCUCUCGCUCUCUCCCAAAACCAGAGGCCAUUUCAAACGGCAAAUUCAAAACUCCGGAUCUGUGUUUGCGUCGUUGGCGUUGGGCGAGAAUUGCGUCGACGAAACCAGGAAGUUGGCUAGAGCGUUGGGCUGCAACUCCACCGACUCAAAGACGAUCAAGGAGUUUUUGAAACGCUGUAGCGUCAGAGAGAUUAUGGAUGCUCAAGAAAAGGUGGGGAUGGCCGAGGUGCCGUUCACAUUCAAGUGGUUGCCAAGGUUGGAUGGCGAUUUCUUUCCGAGGGAUUUGAGGGAACUGAUAAAGGAGGUCGAACCGAUACCCCUACUUACUGGAUAUGCCACGGACGAAAUGAUUUAUUUCUGUAGGUUGAUGGGGUGGCAUUAGCGACAAAAUUUUCUCUCCAUCCAGAACAAUGACAUAGGUCUUAGAACCUUGAAACUUGGUGCACAAAAUUUUUGGGACCCUUUGAUACUUGUCAUUUCAGAAAGUGCGUAGACAUUUUUUUGGCCUUUUUUUCGCACGGCGCAUUGUGCAAAUCUCGCGACGCAAUCCUUGAAGCAAUUUUGUACUGCGCAACUUCUUUUCGCCCGCGCAAAAUUCGCGUCGACUUCGUUGAGAGGCCCGCGUCGCAGCGAUAUUGCAGUUGCACGGCGCAAAAGGCCAAAAGCACGCCGCAAAAAGCGGUUUUGCUCACGGUGCGGCCCACGACGAAAAGUCACUUUGCAUUUACACCUUAUAUUUUUACAUACAGAUGCUAGUAGGCACUCUACCUUGCUAAACUGUGGAAUGAACACUGUAUUCGUUUUUCAUACUCUUCUUUCUUUUUAGAUCACGGUUUUCUGGAGGCAGUCCACAGUCUGACAAUAACGGAAGAAUGGAAAAGGAAUUUCAACCGGGAAAUGCUAAUCAAUCGAAUUCGGAAUGUCCAUUUCACAGAGCGUGAUUAUGGCCCUGAGGCGCCGAAAAUCGCCGAUCAAGUGAUCGAUUUCUAUGUGUGGGAAAAUGCACCAAAGCAUCAUGAUCCGCUGCUGUGGAUUAAUAUUGAGCAAAGGGUAAGAUAAAUAAUAUAGUUCUCAAAACAGGGUGGAGAGAUUUUCAAAAAAAGAGAUGUAUGAUCUGUGUGGGCAACGCCACAAGUCUGAAAAUUAUAGCUUGUGCGCUUCGUCAGCAUGAACAAGGAGUUGAGCGGUCUUUGCAGGCGAAUGAUUAUAGAAAUGAUAACAGGCGUUCAUUAAUCUUUUGGAGUAUGUUAUGAACUCUAUGAUAGCAAAAACGUUUUUAUUACACAGCACGGCAUGUCUGUACAGUCCACCACCGCACAAUUACUGUCUCGCAACUUUUCAAAUAGCGACAGCGAGUGAAAACCCCGUACAGGGCUUCGAGUAUAGUAUCAGUCUGUCGGAAAAAUAAUGAGCACAGUGUCGCUGCUCGGAUUUCGUCGCUCAGUUCACUUUGAUUUUUCGCUAAGUUUUGGACACAGUAAAUUACUGCUAGUUAGCAAUUAUAUAUUAUAUCAAUUGCCAGAAAAAAGCUGCCACAAAGAAUCUUUCAUUCUCCUUACAAUUUUCUUCAAAGACAUUCAGAUAUUAAAGGUUAACUUCUAGAUUCUCAACCACACCCGUUCCAUAACUCCAAUGUUCCUCGAAUACCGCGCCAAGCACCUGAAUGGCGCUCCGGUCUACGUUUAUCAGAACUGCUACUGGCGUGACCACCAUUUCGGCAACGAUCCCAAACAACCUCUAAGGGGAUGUAUGCACGUCUCCGAGAUGAAGCAGUUCUUCAACACGCCAAUUCCCUCCAAAUACGAGUUCAACGAAGAGGAUUUGAAACACAAACAUGUGCUGGUUCAGAGCCAUGUCAACUUUAUUAAGACGUCGAAUCCCAGCUUCGACAGCAUUCAAUGGCCCGCUGUUACGACUAAAGACAUCUGCACGCAUCUGGUUGUGAAGCCGGAGCCGGAGAUCCGGACGUAUUUUGAGGGCGAUCAAAAGUCAUUGAAGUUUUGGCUGGAGAUGGUCAACGAGUUCGGAGACAAGGUUAUAAGAUCGCGACAUGGUCGGAGGAGGAUCGAUGAAUACGAUCAGUCAGCGAUUUUGAAGGCUAGGUUAUGA
Molecule: messenger RNA, 3478 nt
Organism: Bursaphelenchus xylophilus (pine wood nematode)
Lineage: Eukaryota; Metazoa; Nematoda; Chromadorea; Rhabditida; Aphelenchoididae
Source: the annotation of a GenBank genome assembly